AUGCUAUUCUCUUCUCACGCGUCUUAUGAGCCGCUUCAAGACGAAGGGAAGAGUGAAGCUUCACGUUCACGCAAACCGUCUUGUUCAAUCUUUUGGCCAUCUUGCUCUGCCGUCUUGCUGGCCAUAUGCUUGGUCCUAUCAUUUCUGUUGCAGCAAAGAUCCGGAGGCCAUUGCGGCAGUGGAUCACACUUGACCUCCUCAAGUACUGACUUUAAGCCGGCUGUGUCUAGUAUUCAAUAUCAUCAAGUCCAAUUUGGAGGCAUAGUGCUGUCCGAAGGUUCAUUCAAGAUCACAGGAGGCGCAAGCACUCGACCCUACGUCGGGACUUCGUACCAUGAAAUCGACAAGGCAUGGAACAACGUGCUGGAAAAGAGAUGGUUCAACCUGACUGUCAAGGAAAAGCGGGAUGCAUUUGGUGACAAAGCUGACGAGUAUCUUGACUUUGUGCAACUGGAUACAUUUCACUUGCUGCAUUGCAUCAACCAUCUGAGGAAAGUUAUUGAUGCAGAUUUCUACUACCCAAAGGGUCUACCUCCUCUUCGGAUCCAUACUGAAUCUGUCCAAUGCCAUGGCGAUCUCACCUUGAUUCCCUAUCGACCGGACAAGAACAGUUCCUACUAUUACAGCGACUCCAUCCAAUUGCACACCUGCCGCAACUUUGACGAACUCCGCCAUUGGCUCGCAAAUACGAGGAAACCAUUUUCCAUUGACCCUUUCAAGCUGGAAUAG
Messenger RNA from Trichoderma reesei QM6a, 729 nucleotides. RefSeq lists its product as uncharacterized. The record is from RefSeq and is a predicted model, not a curated record. NCBI's taxonomy places the organism in Eukaryota, Fungi, Ascomycota, Sordariomycetes, Hypocreales, Hypocreaceae. Bases 1 to 729 code for a protein of 242 amino acids. Gene Ontology annotation, biological process: mycotoxin biosynthetic process. The transcript is spliced from 5 exons.